CUGAACACCGUCCCCGCGCCCAUCGGAGUGGGGCGCAAGAGGGGAAGUCGCCGCACGUGCAGCAUGGCGCUAACGCCUGCCAAAGCGCCCGCCACCUGCCCCUAGCGCGAUAAGCUCGCCGCUCGAGCAAAAACCUUGACCGCUCUCCCACAAUGCUUCCAACAACUCCCUGUCCGUCUCAAUUACCAUGCCUACAGACCCUAAGGAUGCGCCUUUUCCUACCAAGCAGCUCAUUAUCAUCGGAAUAUGCCGAUUCUCCGAGCCCUUGGCCUUCAACUCCAUCCUGGCGUACUCGUACGUCAUGGUGAAGGACCUGGGCAUUCAUGAGAAGGAUGCGUCCUUCUACUCGGGGCUGCUGCUGUCCGCGUACGCGAUCGCAGAAGCAAUUACAGCCAUGGGCUGGGGCGCCAUUUCCGACGUCUACGGGAGGAAACCGGUCGCGCUCAUUGGGCUUGCGGGCGUCGCGCUCUCGAGCAUCGCAUUCGGCAUGGCGAAGACGUACUGGGUGGCCCUGCUGGCCAGGUUCAUCGGCGGCGCGCUGAAUGGCAAUGUGGCCAUCAUGCAGACCAUGGUGGCCGAGAUGGUCAAGAAUCCGGACCACGAACCUCGCGCAUACGCCACACAGCCGUUCGUAUGGACGCUCGGCGGCAUCAUUGGCUCGGCUAUGGGUGGCUUCCUUGCCCAGCCAGCUCGCUUCUAUCCCCACGCUUUUGCCAAAGACGGCCUGUUUGGGAGAUACCCGUACCUCCUUCCCAAUCUCGUGGCUGCCGGCGGAAUCUUCCUCGCCAUCAUCCAAGGAAUCCUCUUCCUUGAAGAAACGAACCCCGUUGUCCUGGAGGAGGAUGACCCAUCGCCCGUGGAGGAGGUUAACGAGCGGACGCCACUCCACCGCCCGCGGGAACACAGCUCGCUGUCACGUGCCUCCCGCACUAGGACCCUCUCCCGUGGUCGGAAUCGAUCCCUGUCCGUGGUUGACGGCCUUCGCCAGAUUCGAAAGAAGCCGUCGUUUAUGGAGGAGGGCAUGCCGACGGCAUUUGACCAGCGUUUCGAUAUCCGCCGGACCUCUUUCGGUACCAUGCAUUCCAUAAAGAUCCCGCACCACGAGAUUCUGCCUGUGACCCAACCGCAGCCGGGAGCCCGACCUCGCAAGACAUUCAACUCCGCCGUAGUCAUGGUGACGCUUGCGAUGACUCUCAUUGCUUAUCAUCAGAUGGCCUACAUCACCAACCUCCCAAUCUACUUGCUUGACGACCCUCAGUUCGAAGGGAUUGACUUCCAGGGUGGCCUUGGUCUGGACCUGCAUGACGUCGGGGCAUUCCUCGCCGUCAACGGCGUCAUCGCGCUCUUCAUUCAAGGCGCAAUCUUCCCCAUCUUUGUCGAGAGUCUCGGUGUCUGGAUCUCCUUCGCCACCAUGAUCGUCCUCUACCCGACGACAUACCUCAUCGUGCCUUUCAUCAGCGCCCUGCCCGACUACCUCAUCUCUCCCGGCAUCUACCUCUCACUCGUCUUACAAGCUUUCUAUGGCAUCAUCGUCUUCCCCUGCGCUCUCAUCCUCCUGAAGAACGCGUGUCCUUCCCCGCAUGUUCUGGGCCGCGUCAAUGGUAUGGCCAUGUCCGCCUGCUGUCUGGCACGGACUGUCUCAUCUCCUCUUGUUGGCAUGAUCUAUGCCGUUGGAGGAAGCGCCGCAGCGUGGUUCAGUCUUGCCGUCGUUUCCCUCCUUGGCAUUAUCCAGAUGUUUUGGGUGCCGAAGGAGCACGUUGAUGGUGUGGAGAUCCACAAUGGUGUGAAGGAUGUUAUCGAGGAAGUCAUACAUCCUCAUCAUCACGAACAUCAUCACCCGCAAGUGCGCGAUAUUGACGAGGAGGCUGUUUUGGACGAAGAAUAACAUCUUAGGUUAUGUUGAAAAGGGGGAGUUAAUGUGCGUCUUAUGCGGCGUGUCGGCGGUAUUGGUACAUAAAGUCUUUGGUUUGAUUUGCAUCGGCUUUCAUUGCUUCUUUUCUUUCCAUAGUCGGCUGUCUCAUCUUCAUGUCUCGCAGGAGGAUUAGCGUUCGUGCUCUUUCACAAAGUCGGUUCAUGUCAUGUCAUGUCGCGCGAUCUUUUUCCCUGCGCAUUUUCUUAACUCUUGCUAUGCAGCAUUUCAUCUUGCGUGGCUAUGAAGCGUUCACUUUCCUACUGUCGCUGUGGUGCUCUUGUCGAUCGUCGUCAUAUCGCAUUUCCUGCAUAGCCUACCUAGUUCGAAUUGCAUGUAUUCCUAACUCGAC
Molecule: messenger RNA, 2261 nt
Organism: Trematosphaeria pertusa
Lineage: Eukaryota; Fungi; Ascomycota; Dothideomycetes; Pleosporales; Trematosphaeriaceae
Product: MFS general substrate transporter
Exons: 3
Coding region: 188-1885 (565 amino acids)
Biological process (GO): transmembrane transport
Molecular function (GO): transmembrane transporter activity
Source: RefSeq, a predicted model, not a curated record